Messenger RNA from Patiria miniata (bat star), 627 nucleotides. RefSeq names its product histone H2B. The transcript has a single exon. Gene Ontology annotation, molecular function: structural constituent of chromatin; protein heterodimerization activity; DNA binding. The record is from RefSeq and is a predicted model, not a curated record. Gene Ontology annotation, cellular component: nucleosome. NCBI's taxonomy places the organism in Eukaryota, Metazoa, Echinodermata, Asteroidea, Valvatida, Asterinidae. The coding region runs from base 231 to 599 and encodes 122 amino acids.
UCAUUCAACGUCCGCAAACACUCUUCGAAGGUCGGCGAUUGGGGAAAUUUUAGUUCCGUGUGCAACACGUAGCCAAUCAACACACGUAAUUGUGCGCGGCAAAUUUUAGCGGGCAUUGCAGGUGGUACAGUCUAGAAUCCAAAUUUGCAUACACGGAGGUAUAAAUACUGAAGGCACUCUUGUAACGAUAUUCGAUUUUCUUGCAGUUUGCUAGAAUUCAGAAACUCAUCAUGCCUCCCAAGCCAAGCGGAAAAGGUCAGAAGAAGGCCGGCAAAGCCAAGGGUGCGCCAAGCACCAACAAGAAGAGGAAGCGCAAGAGAAAGGAGAGCUAUGGCAUCUACAUCUACAAGGUGAUGAAGCAGGUGCACCCCGACACCGGCAUCUCAAGCAAGGCCAUGAGCAUCAUGAACAGCUUCGUCAAUGACAUCUUCGAGCGUAUUGCCGCCGAGGCUUCCCGCCUGGCUCACUACAACAAGAAGUCCACCAUCACCAGCCGUGAGGUGCAGACCGCCGUCCGUCUCCUCCUGCCCGGUGAGCUGGCCAAGCACGCCGUCAGCGAAGGCACCAAGGCCGUCACCAAGUACACCACCUCCAAAUAGACAGUGUACUGAUCGACAAUCAAACCAA